AUGUCCCCAUUUGCUCACACCUCCUUGCUACCUCUGAUUCUUCCAGAUGUUGCCAGAGGGCAGGAGAGCUGUGAUGCCUUGAAAAGGGGGGACAACAGCUUGGAGUGCUGUAACACCACUGUCGAUGCAGAGGAGGAAAGCAGGGUGAACGUGACGCUGGCUGCCUGGUGCAAGGAGCUGCAGCAGGCCAGCAGCCCGGCGUGCAGGUGCCUGCGGGAGAAGGUGCACGGAGGUGAGAAGAUGGCAGGGGUGAAAGUUCUACUGGUGAAUGYCAGCAGAGCCAUCCCCCGUGAUGUUGUCUUCUCCUUCUUCCCUUUGGAGGGCCCCAAGAGGAUAAACAAAACAGGGAUGGGGAACACAAGCAAAAUCCGACUUCCCAGGAAGCUCUUUGAGUCCCUGAGCAGUCAGAAAGCGCACGUGGUGGUGACGGUGCUUGACAUCACGCAGCUUGUUUUAUUCAAGGAGACUGAACAGACACGGCACAUCCUGGACAACACGGUUGUGGGCAUCACAGUGGGAGCCACGAAGAUGACCGGGCUCUAGGACCCUGCGCAAAUCACUUUCGCCCAUGGACAACUGCCCCGUAGCAUGAACCCCCAGUGUGUCUUCUGGGACCCUGGCACAGGCCAAGGAGGAGGCUGGAACACCGAUGGCUGUGUCACCGAACUUGGAGACAAGGGGACAAUUUGCUCCUGUGACCAUCUGACCUUCUUCACCCUCCUUCUGAGUCCGACUCUGGACGGAUCCACAGCACGGGCCUUGAAGGUUAUUGCAAAUGUUGGCUGUGGGUUAGCUGUGACUUUCUCAGUCUUCUCCGUUGUCUUCUACGUCUUCUUAAGGUGUACAUACAAAAAGUUCAAGUCUGAAGAAGCCAUCCAGAUCAACUUGGCACUGCACAUGAAACUCAUCAUCAGCCUGUUCCUUCUCAACCUGACCUACCUGUUCAACAAUUGGAUCUCUAGCAUGAGCCCGCCAGGACUGUGCAAAAGCCUGGGGGGCCUCACCCACUACUGCCAGCUCUUCUGCUUCACCUGGAUGGCUCUGGAAGGGUGUCAUCUCUAUCUCCUCUUCGUCAAAGUGCCUGGCACCUAUAUCCACCAUUACCUGCUGAAGCUGUGCAUCGUUGUCUGGGGCAGGAAGAAACAGGAAGGAAGAACCUCUCCUCUGCAUUCAAGGAUUCUGGAAAUUUAUUUUCUACAAAUGAAACUGAUUUAGAAAGAAAUCUCCCAUUUCUUUCUGGGAGCGCAUGAAAGCUCCCAUUUUCCUGCUCUGAGCUGAGAUGAUUACUACUUCCAAGACCUACCAUCUUCCCAGUGUAAGAAAGAUCCUGGGGAAA
This is a messenger RNA of Nothoprocta perdicaria, 1336 nucleotides long. Its product is annotated as adhesion G protein-coupled receptor G3-like. Gene Ontology annotation, cellular component: membrane. The record is from RefSeq and is a predicted model, not a curated record. The transcript has 11 exons. Gene Ontology annotation, molecular function: G protein-coupled receptor activity. Gene Ontology annotation, biological process: adenylate cyclase-activating G protein-coupled receptor signaling pathway; cell surface receptor signaling pathway. NCBI's taxonomy places the organism in Eukaryota, Metazoa, Chordata, Aves, Tinamiformes, Tinamidae.